Messenger RNA from Salvia splendens (bonfire salvia), 411 nucleotides. RefSeq lists its product as uncharacterized. The transcript has a single exon. The record is from RefSeq and is a predicted model, not a curated record. Lineage: Eukaryota; Viridiplantae; Streptophyta; Magnoliopsida; Lamiales; Lamiaceae. Bases 1 to 411 code for a protein of 136 amino acids.
AUGAAUCCGGUCAUCGGUACGGAUCAGACCAACAUUUGCUUCUGGAGGCGCGUCCUGACGGUGUACCACAGCUUCAAACCAGAAGUCAGUGCCGAGCGUGAUGAAGGCCAGAUCCAGAAGAAGUUCGGACAGAUCAGUAGAGCUGUGAAGAGGUUCAUUAGCAUUUACGAGAGACAACUCCAGAAUGCCGAAAGCGGCCGCAGCGAAACCGACGUACGGGCGUUAUCAUAUCAGUUGUUUAAUACUGAAGACUGGCCCAAGUUCACCUACUGGAAUGAAUAUAUGCUUAUCCGAGACUCCCCUCAAUUCAAGGCGAUCUGCGAUGAUGAGACUGGUUCUACUGGGAAGCAGAUAAAACUCCGUGCCAUGGCACCUACAGCAGUGGUAGCGACUCACGUGCAUUCGACCUGA